Orbicella faveolata is the source of this 1679-nucleotide messenger RNA. Its product is annotated as 2-oxoisovalerate dehydrogenase subunit alpha, mitochondrial-like. Gene Ontology annotation, biological process: branched-chain amino acid catabolic process. The record is from RefSeq and is a predicted model, not a curated record. Gene Ontology annotation, molecular function: oxidoreductase activity, acting on the aldehyde or oxo group of donors, disulfide as acceptor. NCBI's taxonomy places the organism in Eukaryota, Metazoa, Cnidaria, Anthozoa, Scleractinia, Merulinidae. Gene Ontology annotation, cellular component: oxoglutarate dehydrogenase complex.
CCCAGUUGUUCAAAGGGUUUAUAUAACUCUAUAUACUGGAUAAACCACUGCAUAUGUAGUAGAUAGCAUAGUUUGUUUUGCUAACCGUGCACAUAUCCCGGCACUGGAUAGCGAUUUACCCGGCGGAUAGCGUUAUCUACCCUUUGAACAGCCCAUCGAUCUUCGUAGACAGGUUGACCUUGGACUACCAGCUGCUCAGUCGCAGAAGAACUAUAGAUGGCGGCUUCGACGUGGCUAAUAAGAGCAGUGUCUCCUCGCUUUCACCGCAAAUUGUCGCAUUUAAGGACACUACCCAAUGGCUUCAAGACGUUAAGAUACUGCACCGGUACCGGAAGUUCCGAACCUGACCAUCAAGACAAACCUAGAUUUCCAGGUGCUCUGAAUUCAUGUUAUACCGAAAAAUUGGAAUUUGAUGAUCCUGAAGAUGGCGGAGUUAUUCCUGUGUAUCGGGUUAUGGGUCGUAACGGAAAAGUGUAUGACGAAGCACUCGAUCCCAAGCUGGACAAAGAGAAAAUUCAAGAUCUGUACAAGAAGAUGACUCUGUUGAAUACAAUGGACCGCAUCAUGUAUGAUUCACAGCGACAGGGGCGUAUCCCAUUUUAUGUGACCAGCUACGGUGAAGAGGCGACAUUAUUUGGUAGUGCCGCAGCCCUUUCACCUGAAGACGUUGUAUUUGGUCAGUAUCGUGAGGCUGGUGUCUUGCUGUGGAGAGGAUUCACAUUAGAUGAAUUCAUGAACCAGUGCUAUUCUAAUCAACAUGAUCAUGGGAAGGGCCGGCAGAUGCCUGUUCACUAUGGCUCGAAAGAUCUAAACUUUGUCACCAUUUCCUCUACUCUGGCUACUCAAAUGCCUCAUGCUUCUGGAUAUGGUUAUGCUUUAAAACGAGCAGGCACUGGCAAUUGUGUUAUCUGUUAUUUUGGAGAAGGAGCUGCAAGUGAGGGAGAUGCCCAUGCCGCCUUCAACUUUGCCGCCACACUGGAAGCUCCUGUUAUUUUCUUCUGCCGUAACAAUGGUUAUGCCAUAUCAACCCCAACCAGUGAACAGUACCGAGGAGACGGAAUAGCUGGACAUGGAAGAGGUUAUGGGAUAAAAGCAAUUCGUGUGGAUGGCAACGAUGUCUUUGCCGUUUAUAAUGUCACUAAAGCAGCUCGUGAGAUUGCAGUGAAUCAGUCAAGACCAGUCAUUAUUGAAGCUAUGACUUACAGAAUUGGUCACCAUAGCACAAGCGAUGAUUCCUCGGUGUACCGCUCGCUAAAGGAAGUCAGUUACUGGGACAAAGAGGACCAUCCUAUUGGGAGGCUUAGACAGUACAUGGAGAACAAAAGAUGGUGGGACAGUGAAAUGGAAGAGCAGUGGAAACGUGAUUCUCGUCAGCAAAUCUUGGCAGCCUUUUCAAAAGCUGAAAAAGAACUUAAACCACCAGUCAAAGACAUGUUCAAUGAUGUCUAUGACAGUUUGUCUCACCGUCUGCGAAAACAGCACCAGGAAUGUAUGAAUCAUGUAGCGAAAUACCCUGAGGAAUAUCCGAGUGAACUACAUGCAAAAGAUGAGUAAUCUUGAGGUGCAACGCUCAAUUUAAAGAACAGAUUAAAAGCGCUGUUUGUGUAGAUACUUAACUAUAGGCCACGUUCGAUAUAUCAAUAUUCUAACAGGGCUACGAGGCUUUCGGGUCAAAGUUG